UGUCUGCUAACCAACAUAAAGAAAAUCAGCCCUGACAUUUGAUUGUGCUGAGGUCGUCUCCUUAGGAACACGCUCUUGUCAGCUCGGUGCUCCACGCUGUGAGCACCAGCCCCAGUGACACCGUUCAGGAAUCAGUGGAGGGCAGGGCACAGGGCUGCCGAGAUGCCGUGUGCCAGGCCCCAACUCGUUCCCAUCCCCACGAGGCUCAGGCUGCUGGGAAACCUUACACAUCACACAUGGCCUGAGGCUUCUCUGGGGCAAGGGUGCCAAGAUUAUUGCCACAACCGCUGUGACAGGAUCCGCGUUAGCUUCUCCUCUGAGCCCCUGUGUGCCUCAUGUCUUCAUGUGCUGUGCACAGAUGAGCAGGUCACCUCUGGCGGCUGCUGUGGGAACUUAGCAGAUCAUGACCCACAGUCAAGAUUUUCUACUGAUCACAGUGGGUGGCCUUCAAGCGUGGGAGUGACCUAGCAUCACUCCCUCCUGGCCUGAGUGAGCAACCCCCUCCCUAGAGUUGGAAGCUUCGGUCAAUUUGUUGUGUGACCUUGAGCACAUACUCCCUGUGCCCACUGCAAGCUCUCGUCUGCUCAGGGAACCCAACCCAAUCAUCCUAAGUGUAUGUACAAGCCUAGGUGACCUUUGCCGAUGCGAGCGAGGGACCAUUGUUGCUGUUACCACCGUUCUCCUCGUCUUACAUUCCUCUUCCUCAGCCUUUCUGGAGUCACCUGUAACCUGGCCAUCAUGGCUGCAUCUCAGGACACGCAGAGUCAACAGUGGUGCACCCCACCCUCACAGAGACCCCCCGCCCCAGUGUGUGGGAGAGGAUGGAAGUGUGAUGAAGCCCUGCAGGAAGCCAACAAGACUCAUCAUGGCCAAACAACUGCAGGCUCGAAGGCUGAAUGGAAUCGAUCACAACCCCUGGGUGGAGUUUAUCAGACUGGCCAAAGAAUAUGAUGUCGUGAACUUGGGCCAGGGCUUCCCCGACUUCUCACCUCCGGACUUUGCUGUGCAAGCUUUCCAACAGGCCACCAGUGGGGACUUCAUGCUCAACCAGUACACCAUGGCAUUUGGUUACCCACCGCUGACAAAAAUCCUGGCAAGUUUCUUUGGCAAGCUGCUGGGACAGGAGCUGGACCCACUCAAGAACGUGCUGGUGACAGUGGGUGCCUAUGGGGCCUUGUUCACAGCCUUCCAGGCCUUGGUGGACGAAGGAGAUGAGGUCAUCAUCAUCGAGCCUGCCUUUGAUUGUUAUGAACCCAUGACUCUCAUGGCUGGAGGUCGGCCUGUGUUUGUGUCCCUGAAGCCGAGCCCUGCUGCUAAGGGACAAUUGGAAUCCAGCAAUGACUGGCAACUGGAGCCUACAGAACUGGCCAGCAAGUUCACACCUCGUACCAAGGCCCUGGUCCUCAACACACCCAACAACCCUCUGGGAAAGGUGUUCUCUAAGAAGGAGCUGGAGCUGGUGGCUGACCUGUGCCAGCAGCACGAUGUCCUGUGUAUCUCUGAUGAGGUCUACCAGUGGCUGGUCUAUGAUGGGCACCAGCAUGUCAGCAUCGCCAGCCUCCCUGGCAUGUGGGAACAGACCCUGACCAUCGGCAGCGCAGGCAAAAGCUUCAGUGCCACCGGCUGGAAGGUGGGCUGGGUCAUGGGUCCAGAUCGGAUCCUGAAGCACCUGCGGACUGUGCACCAGAACUCUAUCUUCCACUGUCCCACCCAGGCCCAGGCCGCAGUAGCCCAGUGCUUUGAACGGGAGCAGCAACACUUCGGACAACCCAGCAGUUACUUCUUGCAGCUCCCGCAGACCAUGAAGCCAAACAGAGACCACAUGAUCCGCAGCCUGCAGUCAGUGGGCCUCAAGCCCUUGAUCCCCCAGGGCAGCUACUUCCUCAUUGCAGACAUCUCGGACUUCAAGAGCAAGAUGCCCGACCUGCCUGGUGCUGAGGAUGAGCCCUACGACAGACGCUUUGCCAAGUGGAUGAUCAAAAACAAGGGCCUGGUGGCAAUCCCUGUCUCCAUCUUCUUCAGUCAACCUCACCAGAAGGACUUUGACCACUACAUCCGCUUCUGUUUUGUGAAGGAUGAGGCCACACUCCAGGCAAUGGACGAGAGGAUACAGAAGUGGAAAAAGGAGCUCCAGCCCUGAGGUUCCUCAGCUGGGCCCUGUCUCAGGGAUACCCUGGAGGGCCCCGCUCUGUGACUGGACAUACUCCCAGGAAAGAGGCCAUUGACUUGGGGGUUUCGGCAAUCUUUUCUCACAGUAUCUGGACUGCUGUCUUGGAUUGGGUCAUGUUCUACUCCCCUGUAGGUUAUUUUAGGGUCGUAGUUGUUUCUGGCCUCCCUGCCUGGGACAGUAAAGGAUGGAGUAUCAGGUUGGAGCCCCAGCCUUAACUUAGCCCUGCCCAGGGGCUCCCCACCUUUUCUCAUGUGACCUCAAGAUAUUGCUUCGGGCUUGAUUGUUUUUGUUCCUAAUAAAGUUGUUAAGUUAUUAGAGCCCUCAA
Molecule: messenger RNA, 2495 nt
Organism: Microtus ochrogaster (prairie vole)
Lineage: Eukaryota; Metazoa; Chordata; Mammalia; Rodentia; Cricetidae
Gene: Kyat1
Product: kynurenine aminotransferase 1
Exons: 13
Coding region: 833-2140 (435 amino acids)
Biological process (GO): biosynthetic process
Cellular component (GO): cytoplasm; mitochondrion
Molecular function (GO): L-kynurenine:2-oxoglutarate transaminase activity; pyridoxal phosphate binding
Source: RefSeq, a predicted model, not a curated record